AUGGCACUUUCUUGGAAGGCUGCUGCUGUUGGCGAGCGCCUUGUGAAUCUGCAGUGGCCGUCGAGCACUCCACUAGCCAACAGCUGUAACACCGCCAACACCAAAGAAGACAUGUACACUUUCGAUGUCAACGGAAAGUCGUGGGCAGACAUCACCGGCUCAGACUCCAACAAGCCACAACAAAGGCUCGGUGCAGGCAUGGCCUAUGAUGGAAGUGAUACCAUCUACCUCCAUGGUGGGCUUCAACUCUGGGGAGCAAGUCACGACUUGUAUAGUUAUACGAUCUCCACGUCCACGUGGACCAACAUGACCGACAGUGUGAGCGGAGGUGGACCACAGCAGAAGGUGUGGCACAGCUUCGUCUACGCGAAUGGGAACAUCUAUUCCUUUGCCGGGGCAUCGCCGUACGGCACCGGCACCAGCAACUCGUGGCCAAGUCAAGACCUUUGGCAGUUCAACAUUGGGAGCUCUACCUGGAGCCAGAUAUCAGGGACCAUGCCCGGCUAUCGCCUUCAACAAGGCAUGGUCCACGCCAACUCCCAAGGAAAUGACUACCUCGUCCUUUUCGGGGGCUUCGGCUUCGUAGACUACCCCAACAGCUGGACCACGGGGUACUUUUCGGACCUCUGGAUCUUUGACAUCACAGCAGGCGUGGGAGGCUAG
This is a messenger RNA of Symbiodinium natans, 663 nucleotides long. The record is from the annotation of a GenBank genome assembly. Lineage: Eukaryota; Dinophyceae; Suessiales; Symbiodiniaceae.